UAAAUCUUCGUGCGAGCAACACUUGCAGUUUUUGGUACUGGUUCGUGCUGCUUCACGUGUUGUUCGCUUCCCGGCACGUUUGCACUGUACCACUUUCCAUCUCCAAACAUGGGUCGGAAACACGACGUCGUUUUGCUCAGCGAACCAGUCGCCGAAGAAGCCCCCAACAGCCCCGAACUCGAAUCAGAGAAGAAGAAGAAGAAAAAGAAGAAGAACAAAGACAAGCAUCAAAACGAAACAAGCCCCAAACGAAAGCUCGACCAACUCGACCUUCAAAACGGCACCGAAUUGAAGAAGAAGAAAAAGAAGAAGCACCACGAGUCGAAGGAGAGCGCCGAGGAAACCAACGGCAACAACAACACUAACGGCACUAACCAUGACGAAACGGUGACGGAUGGUUCCGUGGUGGUUACUGGUAAGAAUGUCGGCAACGCGAAAUAUGCGGCGGUGAAAACAUUUGCGGAUUCGGGGCUACCGGAGAACGUGCUGGAGUGCUGCAAGGGUUUCGAGAAGCCUUCGCCGAUUCAGUCCCGAGCGUGGCCUUUCUUGUUGGACGGUCGUGAUUUGAUUGGAAUCGCAGCCACUGGCUCAGGGAAGACGUUGGCUUUCGGCAUACCGGCAAUUAUGCAUGUUCUGAGAAAGCGUAAGAGUAAAGGUUCCAAGGGUCGGAAUCCUCUUUGCCUCGUGCUCUCUCCCACCAGAGAGCUUGCACAACAAAUAUCAGAUGUCAUGUGUGAUGCUGGUAGUUCUUGUGGUGUGGAAUCGAUCUGUUUGUAUGGUGGAACCUCCAAAGGGCCACAAAUCUCCUCACUAAAAUCUGGUGUUGAUAUUGUCAUUGGAACCCCUGGUCGUAUCCAGGAUCUGAUUGAAAUGGGUGUCUGCUGCCUUAAAGAUGUAUCUUUUGUGGUACUUGAUGAAGCAGAUCGGAUGCUUGACAUGGGUUUUGAACAAGUAGUUCGCUCUAUACUGGGUCAGACAUGUUCUGUUCGUCAAAUGGUUAUGUUUAGUGCUACAUGGCCUUUACCAGUUCAUCACUUGGCACAGGAGUUUAUGGACCCCAAUCCUGUAAAAGUUGUUGUAGGUUCAGAAGAUUUAGCUGCCAAUCAUGAUGUCAUGCAGAUAGUUGAGGUCUUGGAUGACCGUUCACGUGAUAAACGCCUGGUUGCUUUGCUGGAAAAGUACCACAAAUCUCAAAGGAAUCGAGUAUUGGUUUUUGUUUUAUACAAAUGGGAAACCACACGAGUUGAAAAUAUGCUUCAAGAAGGGGGUUGGAAGGUUGUGUCAAUACAUGGGGACAAAGCCCAGCAUGAUCGCACAAAGGCACUGUCAUUAUUCAAGAAGGGGAGCUGUCCUUUGAUGAUUGCUACUGAUGUGGCUGCCCGGGGAUUGGACAUUCCAGAUGUUGAAGUAGUGAUCAACUACAGUUUUCCUCUGACCACAGAAGAUUAUGUUCAUAGAAUUGGGCGGACUGGACGAGCUGGUAAGAAAGGUGUUGCCCAUACAUUCUUCACGCAGCAGAAUAAGGGGCUUGCUGGGGAGCUGGUGAAUGUUUUAAGAGAAGCAGGGCAAAUUGUGCCAGAUGCCCUCUUGAAGUUUGGCACGCAUGUAAAGAAAAAGGAGUCCAAGCUUUAUGGGGCUCAUUUCAAGGAAAUUCCUGUUGAUGCUCCAAAGUCUCAAAAAAUUACAUUUGACAACUCUGAUGAUGAAGACUAAAUGCUGGUGACUUAUGUUUAUUUUUGGUCGGAGGAAUAUGUGAAUUCGGUCAUUUUAACUCCUUAGUUUAGUUAUUUAUUCCCUUAAAAGAUAAUAAGGAAUUAUUAUAAGUAGAUUAGUGAGUCUUAUCUUGUUGUAGCACUUACUAAUAUGUGCUGGCAAGCAUUUGUUCUUUUCUUCACCUUAUGAGAUGAUAAUUUUUAAUUCACACAUGUAUUUUUGCCAUCUGGGAUUGUCUUUUAAUUUUCAAAGUUUGACAUUUUAUAUUUUUAAUUAAUUGAUUAAUAUAUUUCUUU
This is a messenger RNA of Abrus precatorius (Indian licorice), 2009 nucleotides long. Its product is annotated as DEAD-box ATP-dependent RNA helicase 5. Gene Ontology annotation, molecular function: RNA helicase activity; ATP binding; RNA binding. The transcript is spliced from 13 exons. Gene Ontology annotation, cellular component: nucleolus. The coding region runs from base 109 to 1713 and encodes 534 amino acids. The record is from RefSeq and is a predicted model, not a curated record. Gene Ontology annotation, biological process: rRNA processing. Lineage: Eukaryota; Viridiplantae; Streptophyta; Magnoliopsida; Fabales; Fabaceae.